Messenger RNA from Phalaenopsis equestris, 2603 nucleotides. RefSeq lists its product as uncharacterized. NCBI's taxonomy places the organism in Eukaryota, Viridiplantae, Streptophyta, Magnoliopsida, Asparagales, Orchidaceae. The record is from RefSeq and is a predicted model, not a curated record. Bases 582 to 2486 code for a protein of 634 amino acids. The transcript has 4 exons.
UUCAGACUCCCCACAGUUCCCAUUCCCUAUUAAUGUGGAAGGGAAUACAGUAAAGCUUGCGCAUCAGUUCUGAUUCUCCGUUCAAACGUUGCUCGAAGAUCGGAGGAUGCUAACUGGUUUUAUGAGGAUUUUAGGGUUUAUGCCAUGAAUGGAAGUCCGGAUUCGUUUCUACUUAAAACCUGGUUACUUCUCAAUGGUUUCUGCUGUGUUCAAGGGCUCAAGCGACAAAGCUCUUUGUUGAUAUAGUACCUUAAAUAUAUGCUCAAGAGUUCAAGUCCGGAGCCUUCUUCUGUAGGUUCUAGUCCAAAAAGAACCGAUGAAUGAAUGGAAGUGAUGUGAAGGGAUGCAUGCCAAAAGUUUGUCGCAAUGACGAUAGCUUUAACUCUUCCUCGUCACACAUAAAUGGUAGCAACAAGUCUGUGAUUUGGGCUCAAAAGGUGGAUGAUGAUGCUUAAGGGGAGGCUGCUGGAUAGUCUAGCUGGGAAACAAAUAGCAAAGCACAAAGGGUAACUGUGGAAGGUAGUAAUGCCAUUCGUAAUGAUGGACUUGAUGGAUGGAGGCAAUCCAUCCCAAAGAUUUGCAUGAUGGAGAAAGGCAGUUCGAGCAAGUCAGCAUGCUGGUGUGGCCCGGGUGAUGGCAAUAUAAAGCGAGAAAGUGGUGGAUGGUCUAGAUGGCCUGCAUCUACUUCUAAGACAACCACCCGACAAUCAAAUCAAUCUGAAGGCAGGACUGCAUUGGACGAUGAAUCUACCAUGGCAUGCAAAAGAGGUUGGAAUAAGGGUCGGGAUGGAAGGGAAAAAUGGGAAAUUGGUGGUAAUGGCUUUGAUCAUAAUGGUUGUGAUGGAAGGAGGCGAUCCCUCUCUAACAAUCACUCUGUCGAUAAAGGUUGUAUGAGCAAGUCUGCAUCUUGGGACCGUGGAAAACAUGAGAACGUUAAGAGAGAGAAUGAUGGAUGGCAUAGAUGGCCUGGAGCUAUGUCUAAGGCCACUAAACAUUACGCUGGCCAUCAAAACAGAAAAGAUUGCUGGAAUGAAUCUGAGACAUGGACCACAUCAGAAAACAUCUCUACCGUGGCAUGCAAAAGAGGUUGGAAUGAGUCUGGGAAUGGAAAGCAAAAGAGGGAAAAUGGUGGUGAUGCCUUUUAUGAUGAUAAUAGUGAUGGAUGGAGGCAAUCAGGCGCCAACAUACACGUAGUGGAGAAAGGCAGAUUGAGCAAAUCUGCAUCGUGGGAUCUAGCACAAGAUGAGAAUGCAAAUGGAGAGAAUGAUGGAUGGCCUGGAUGGCCUGGGGUUAUGUCUAAGACAAUUCAGCAAUGUGGAUGGAUCACUGAAGAUGGAUGUACCAUGGCAGGCGCAAGAGGUUGGAAUGUAUCUGGAGAUGAAAAAGGAAGGAGAGAAACUGCUGAUGGGGGUGAUACCUUUGAUCAUGAUGGUCGUGAUGGAUCGAGGCCAUGCAGCUCUAACAUUCACACAGUGGAUAAGCGCAGUUUGAGCAAAUCUUCCUGGGACCUUGCAACUAAUAAGAUCAAGAAUGAUGAAUUCCCUAGAUGGCCAGGUGCUUUAUCUAAGACAACCGGACAAAUUCCAAGCCAUCAAAAUCAAAAACUUGGCUGGCAAUCUCAAGGAUGGACCCAAGCAGAUCAUGGUGACUCACAGAAGGAAUCUGGUGAAAGGAACUCAGCUUUUGUUCAAACUGAUGAUUCAUGGAUGCAGCGUGGCUCAUCAAUGUCUACAAAAUGUGAUUGGAACGCAUCUAAAAGCUGGAAUGCAUUGAAUGGUGAUAAUCUUGACAGAGAACAGAGAAAAUGGGAUCCUGGUUUAGAUCGAUCUGGUGGUGAUCCAUGUAAGCAGAUCCGUCCCGCUGAACCACCUAAAGCAAAUAGGAGGAAAUUUGGAAGUGGGGCUUUUGCUCAAGGUGAAGAUUCCAUUAGAAUGAAAUCAAAAUGGAGUGAUGGUUCUGGUUUUAGUGAUCCUAAUGGAUCGAAGCAACACAGAUUGAGAUGGGCUGCAUCUAUGAUGCCUGCCACAGGCGAGCAAUGUCCCAGCAAUCAAAAUGGACCUGGAUGGAAGCAGUCUUGGGGAGGGAUUGCAUCAGAAGAUGGCAUUUCACUGAAGCAGAAUAAUGGCAGGAAUACAGAUCUUGAUCGAAGUGAUGAUUCGUGGAUGAAGCAUAGACCUAUGAUGUUGCCAAAAUGUGAUUGGAAAAAAUUUUCAGGUUGGAACAAACCAGGGGGUAAUGAUUUCGAUGCAGAUCACAGGUCAUGGGGUCCAGAUUUAGAUCAAGCUGCUCGAGAUCCAUGGGAGCAGCAGCUUAGGCCCACCGAAGUACCCAAAUUUGAUUAUUCCAUUAGAGAAAAAAACAAAUUGAGUGGGGCGCCUGAUUUUGAUGAUGCCGAUGCACUGAACCAGAACAUGCACACAUUUUUGCCAAGCAUUGGCGGCAAAAGGCCACUCAGAAACAAAAAUCCUUCCUUGCCAUCCCUGUGAGCAGGAACAUUAUCAGUCAGAUGAUACAUAUAAAAAAGAAGCAGAUGUUUCUGCAUAUUAUGGAGAAUCUCCAUCAGCAAGAAGGAAAAUAACUAAUCUAGCCAUUGGUGGUGAUGC